Messenger RNA from Botrytis sinoallii, 2112 nucleotides. RefSeq lists its product as uncharacterized. Bases 1 to 2112 code for a protein of 703 amino acids. Gene Ontology annotation, cellular component: nucleus. The transcript is spliced from 6 exons. Gene Ontology annotation, biological process: positive regulation of transcription by RNA polymerase II. The record is from RefSeq and is a predicted model, not a curated record. NCBI's taxonomy places the organism in Eukaryota, Fungi, Ascomycota, Leotiomycetes, Helotiales, Sclerotiniaceae. Gene Ontology annotation, molecular function: protein binding.
AUGUCCGGUAUGCCAAACAUGGGUGGUCCAGUUGGAACUGGUAUCCCCAUGAUGAAUAAUGGGGUACCCGGUGGAGCUGCGAGACAUCCUACGAUGAAAGAUGGCAACUCUUUUAGCCCUCGAUCGCAACUGAACACCUACAUUUACGAAUACUUUCUCAAGAGUGGCAUGUUUGAUUGCGCCAGAACAAUGUUGAAUGAACAAAUCAACGUCCAGAAAGAUAGCCUCAAUCGGGGCGACGCGGAAGAGGGAGACGAUUCGAAAGAUGACAUCGAUUCAAAGAGGCCCAGUGAUCUUCCUCUACCAAACCUUCCCAAGGAAUCUCCUGAAAAUGGCUGUUUUCUUUAUGAAUGGUUUUGCCUUUUCUGGGAAAUGUUCAAUGCUCAGCGAAACUCGGGGGAUCCAUCACGUAACGUUCUUGCCUAUGUCACUCACACACAGCAAACGCGCCAAAAGGCAGAGCAACAGCAGGCUUCGCUUCGUGCUCUCAAUCCAAAUGGAAUGCAUCCUGGUGCAGCCUAUGGUCGUAUGAACCCAGCGAUAAUGCAAAAUGAAAUUGCACGACAAGCAUUGAUGAAUGGUGGUAGAGGCAAACCCACUCCACAGCAGAUGCAACAGAUGCAACAAAUGCAACAGAUGCAGAAACAACAAGCAAUGCAGAGAGAACCUUCGGACGGCAACCAUCCACAACGAGCUCAAUCGCCAGGAGGAUCUGCCGAGAACGCUCCAUCCCCAUCCAAGCGACCACGAAUUGAAGGACCCGGAUUUAAUCAACAAGGUGGCAUGGGACCUAAUGGAAGAGGACAAACUGCUGGAAUUCCAGGCCAACAGUUCCAGGGUUUCCCAAAUCAAAAUCCACAAAAGAAUCUUCAAGCAUAUCAGGCUGGUUUGUCACAUCAGCAACAAAAGCAAAUGCCUGGUGCAGCUGCUGGAGGCCCCCCCAACCAAGGAUCGCCCAUGAUGACGCAAGGUGCUGAUGUGAACGCAAUGACUACUUAUGGUUACGGCGCGGGUGAAAUGGGUCAAAACGGUGUGAGAGGUGCUCCCGGUGGCCAACAAAGUGGCCAACAAGGUAACCAUGCUUUACAAGACUAUCAGAUGCAGUUGAUGUUGCUUGAGCAACAAAACAAGAAGAGACUAAUGAUGGCACGCCAAGAACAGGGUGCCGCUGAGGGCCAGGGAGGUCCCGGAGGACCUGGCAUGGGGCCCAAUGGGCCCAAUUUCCCCCAAGGAACCUCGCCACAAAGUGGUCCUCGAUCAGUGAACUCGCCAAACCCAAGCGAGCAGCAGAUGAAGCGAGGAACACCUCACAUGAAUAACCCAGGCAUUCCAUCUCCUCUACCCGAAGGUCAAAAUAGAGGAUCGCCGGGCGCAAUGAACUUCAACAUGGGACAGCCUGGGCAAAUGGAUGCAGGCAUGAACCCACAAUUCUACAAGAUGAACGAUAUGAAUGGUAACAUGAUGCCCAACGGCAUGCGACCCCCUAGUUCCCAUCCCGGAUUCCCACAAGGAAUGUCACAGCAGCAAAUGAUGAUGGCACGACAGCAAGCUGGCAACUGGCAGAAUGGUCCAAACGGCGGCGCUCCCAUGGUUGCCAACCCCUCCCAAGGACCCCCACAAGCUAUGGGCACACCUCAACAACGAAAUAUGCCUCCACCCGCAGCUCCUGCCAACGCUGGCGCGAACGGACGAACACAACCAUCGUCCCCUCAAGGAUCCGCCGCAAACCUCAACGCUGGUGCUACACCCUCCGCCGAUCCAACCCAAGAAGCCGCUACCCCCACCCCAGCGACCCCGAUCACCCCGGUUCACACGAAGACUUUCAACAAUGUUCCAAAUCCAAACGGUGCUGUUCAGCCCGUCAAUGGUCAACCUAUGGCGACUGCCCCGAACGUUGGAGUUGCCUCGUCGCAGCCUGAUCCUCUGAAUGCAUUCCCAAUGAAUGAUCAACCGUUUGAUAUGCUCGAGUUUAACAAUCCCAUGAAUGGAAAUUCGGAUGUUCUUACCGACUUUGACUUUGAUUCAUUCUUGAAUGAUUCUACUGGUGGUGCAGAUGACAAUUAUAACUUUGAUCCUUAUCUAGGAGAAAAUGAAAUAUCCGAGACUGUUUGA